CCUUCGUAAAACCAGCCAGUAACGCCAUGAUGAUGAACAAGUUCACGACCCUCUUCGCUUUCUUCCUCUGCUCGUUCUUCGCCCUCGUAUCCGCUUUUCCGGUGGCUCGCGAUGUCUACGUUCCCCAAAUCACAUCUCCGACGGCAGAUACCAUUUGGAUUGCUGGCGAGAAGUACAAUGUGACAUGGGACACCUCUGAUGCCCCGGUAAACAUCACCAACUACCUUGGCAGGGUUGUCCUUGCGACAAACUAUGUUGAGGACUACGAGCACCCGCUUGCCAGCAACUUCUCCAUCCUCCUCGGUAGCAUUGAGGUGACCGCUCCUAACGUCACCACCGGCAAUGACUACUCCAUCGUCUUGUUCGGCGAUUCCGGGAACUAUAGCCCCGAGUUUACCAUCCUGAACUGCAACCUCACCGUUUAAGGUGGACGACGCGACAUGAGCACUUCUCUCACGUUUGCUUUACAUUGAUGACAUCCAGGCUCACUUAACUGGGAGCUUGAGGACUUUUCUUCGCAUCCGGACAUUGCAUUGGGGCGCUGCUGCACUCUCGCAUGGACUAGACGCAUAUUCCGUUCGGACGUUGUUAUGAUACAUUGUUACUUCUAGUUACUCCGUAAUGCCUACGAUAGUGUGUAUGAUGAUCGAUGGUUCAAGUGUUGCUGAACUGGAUUAAUGUCC
This is a messenger RNA of Laetiporus sulphureus 93-53, 683 nucleotides long. RefSeq lists its product as uncharacterized. The transcript has 4 exons. NCBI's taxonomy places the organism in Eukaryota, Fungi, Basidiomycota, Agaricomycetes, Polyporales, Laetiporaceae. The record is from RefSeq and is a predicted model, not a curated record. The coding region runs from base 27 to 425 and encodes 132 amino acids.